AUGUGUGAUUUCGUCCACUGCUUUACUUGUCUCAAAGUCUUCUUUUUAACGAGGCCGUUACAGCCAGCAUAUACGCGGAGCUUACGUCGUGCUGAACUUUCCGCCUUGCAAAUGUCGGUGCGGUCCUGUCUAUCUAUUCCUUUGAGCAGCAAUGCAGCUGUUUUGUAUGUGGAAAUGCUAAUGGUGCUGUUUUGGUUUGCAAUCCUGAUAAGAGCAGACUCCACAUCACCAAAACCACGAGCUAUUCGAAUAAUGCAAUCUGACGGUUCUGCUAUAGAUUACGUGAUUCAUGCAGAUGCUCCGAGAAGUUUGGAGAAAGCUAAAGCUUCUUGCCAACGUGAAGGGAUGGUGCUGGCGUCCUUUGAAAAUAAAAGUGUUGCUGCUGAUGUAGUUGGUCAGUUUCGAAAGCGUUAUUGUCCUCACUGCUUCACUGAUGCAUGGAUAGAAGGGAUAGAAGGCAUUGAAAGUGAUGACUGCACAUUCGUAUCGCUUUUGCGGGGUUCUAUAGGAGAUCCGAAUUACUGCAAGGAAACGGUACAUAGACGCGUCUGGCUGGACUUCAUCUGUUCUAAGAAAGUAGAAUUAUCGAGGAACAACGAAGUGAUGCUUAAUGUUUACUCAAAGAGCCACGUAGAGAAGAUUAGGAAUCGAGGGGAAAGAAGCUCAAGGGGAUUGGCGUAUCACAGCAAUGGUCACCAUCUCAGAGGCUUUGACAUAAUAAAAGUGUUUGUUGUUUACAUGUCAACCUCAAUGCCGCCGCACAUUCUACUUGGCGCAGCUCUCGCUUUGGUCUUAUGCAAUGGAGACGUCGUCUUUGGGCAUCGUUUUGUCGUCUGGAAACCAGCAGCACCAAAGAUGAUCCGUUUUGGCCACAAGGUAACUUACGAGGAAGCUGUGCAGGCAUGUAAAGACUCAAACAUGGAACUCGCAACGUUCGAGAAUGCUAAGGAGGCUGCAUCAGUAAUUCUAACCUAUCGUAAACUCUACUGUCCCUGGUGUAAUUCAAUGGCUUGGACAAGGGGUGCCAAAGACCAGCCCAGCAAACUCCAAUGCACCUUCGUCUCAUUGAUGACUGGAAAACUUGGAGGCCCGGACUAUUGUAUUGAUAAUCACUCGGGAAAGGUAACAAUAUGGAUGGACUACAUCUGUUACGAAAAGAUCCAAAAAGUGUCCGGGGCCGGUAAAAAGGUGUCUUUUUUUUCGCCGUGA
Messenger RNA from Cylicocyclus nassatus, 1209 nucleotides. The record is from the annotation of a GenBank genome assembly. Lineage: Eukaryota; Metazoa; Nematoda; Chromadorea; Rhabditida; Strongylidae.